UUUACGCACACUUGAGUACAACCAUCGACUUUACUACCAGAACUUCAACCAUCCACCUCAGCCCAGUAGGGCCACAGCAUAACUCUCCACUCUCCACAAUCAUCCACAAAAACCAGCACCCACAAUUUAAGGUGGAACACCAGACAUCAAUAUGAUGGAGGCAAUGGUAGGCCUAUUAUAUGGAGAAAUGGUUAAUAUACCUUCCAUAUACCUUGCUACCCUCAAUCAAUAUGCUCAUAUGCUUGGCCUUUCACAUCAAAUCUGUGCCUGUCUAGAAAUGAGGAAAGAAAAAAAUUCAGUGGAGCUACCAGAAAAUAGUAAUGAUAAAAAUGUAGCUAAAAAGAAACACAGUAGAAAGCCUAUUUUGAUUAAAAGUUCUGAACAAAGAGAAGAAGUGAGUGAAGCCAUGGAAGGAGAUCAAGAGAAUGAAAUCAGUCUCAUAAGUGAAGCAGUGCAAGACCCAUUGGAAGUCUCUUUACACACUAAGCAUUCAAGAGAGUAUCCCUUAUCUGGUUCUACUGUGGUGAAAACUGAAUGUAAUAAUAUAUUGGAAUUGUCUAUGUUAUGUAGUGAUGUUUCAGAUAUGAAUGUUUCAACAAAUAAUAAUUGGACUCCUGUUCCAGUUAGAGAAGAACUUAUAAAUUAUGAACAAUCAAAUUCACAAAUUCAAGACUCCAAUACAAAUACAUAUAGUUUUGAGAAUUCAUCUUUGGAAGCAGUAAGAGACAUCACCAUAGAAGCAUCUAUGGAGCCACUAAAUAUCAAAAUGGAAACCAUCACUCAUACUGACAUAGAAAAUGGUGGAAAUAUUCGUAAUACAAAUGAUAGUACAAGUGAUAUUUUAGGGUUAGUUGUAAAUGCAGAUGAACAGGUUAAUGUAUAUUAUAAUGAUACUCAACACCUGCAGCAUCAAAAAAAGCAACAGAAGCAGAGGUCUAUUGGAAAAGGGCUUGUGUGUACAGUUUGUGGAUCUUCCUUCCAGCGGUGUGGAGACCUGGUGAAGCAUGUGCAACAUAUGCAGCACUUUACAUCACAGUGUCCACUUUGCUUCGUUCAAAUAAGAGAUCUGGAAGGACAACGACUUCACUUUGCUCUUCAUGACCAGGAGCUACCGUUCUUUUGCAUGUACUGUGAUCUCAGGUUUCGAACCCGGGCUGCCUUAACAAUGCACACGCCAAAGCAUUCCACUACUAAACCGUUUGUGUGCAAUGAAUGCGGGAGAGGAUUCAAAUGGCGUCAUGCCCUCCAGGCUCACUCGUACACACACAGCCCCACUAGUCGCCUGCUGUGUGACAUUUGUGGUUUUUCCUCCAAGUAUGUGAGUAGCUUCAAAGCUCAUUUAGUGCAACACUCUGGGAGAGCAUUUCCUUGUCCUCACCCAGGAUGUGCCUUCACCUCCAGCCGCAAGACUCACCUCAAUGAUCAUCUUGCUACACACUCUAAGACUAAGGUGCAUCAGUGUGAAGUAUGUGGCCACUCUUUCUCCCAUGCGAAGAAUAUGCGGCGUCAUAUGCGACUUCAUGCACCUGCCUCCAACUUACUUACAUGCACAAUAGUGUCAAAAUUGCAGUGCAACUUUAGAACUACACGCCCUGACAAGUUAAGGGACCACCUUGCCAAAAAACACAACCUUAGUCGCCAUACUGUUUCUUCAAAUCCUCUUUCUAAACUAUUAUGCACAUCAACAUCUGCAGUAAAUAGUGAUGGUAGUAUAGUUCAGAAGCCAUCUUUAGAUACAUUGUCAGGACUUGAUAGCAUAAAAAAGUCCACAAAUGGAUCAGAUUUUACAUCCAUGGUGCAGGAAUCAAAUAUGCCAAAUUUAAAUAAAUUAGACCAAGAAACAGGAAAAUCUAAUAUAAUAUCUAAUGCUACUAUAGAAAGCGAAGUCGAUUAUCAGACUACCAGUCAGGUUGGUGACUCUCACCUUAGUGGUCAUACAGGUAUAUCUAAUGAACAAGAAACGUUUUCAGUUCUUGUUACUUCACCAGAUAUUGUAGAGCUACAGGAUAUCCCAACCUUAGAGAGUCAUACACAGCAGUCAGUGAAGCAUCAAGCUGUUAAUGAAAUUGCAGAUAGUUUUCCCUCAAGAUUCUUAGUAGAACAUGGUAUUCUAUUAGGCAAAUCAGAUUCCUCAGAUAUGAGUGGGCCACAGCAGUUAGAAACGGGAAAUAGAAUGACUUCUCUUCAGAAUAAUCUUAUUACUCCAGAUCAUAAAUUAAGAUUGUCAGUUAGUAAUUCAGUUCAGGAUCAAGGGGAUCUGGAUUUAGUCACCAGUAACCAUGUUGAGUCAAUGGCCUACUCUGAUAAUUGUACUUUUUCAAGGUCUGAAGAUAGUGUUGUAUUGGAGGUUAUGGCCCCUUCUGCAGAUAUAGCUACUACUACAAGCCAGAGGUCAAGUUUGAGUUUAAUGGAUCAACAUGCUUUACAAAAAAAGAAUGAUAAACAAGAGCAUUGUAUGGAAUCCCUAAACAUUUUGGAAUUUAUGUUAGAUAAUGUAACAGACUAAGCUA
Molecule: messenger RNA, 2510 nt
Organism: Cherax quadricarinatus
Lineage: Eukaryota; Metazoa; Arthropoda; Malacostraca; Decapoda; Parastacidae
Product: myoneurin
Biological process (GO): regulation of transcription by RNA polymerase II
Cellular component (GO): nucleus; nucleoplasm
Molecular function (GO): protein binding; RNA polymerase II cis-regulatory region sequence-specific DNA binding; DNA-binding transcription repressor activity, RNA polymerase II-specific
Source: RefSeq, a predicted model, not a curated record